GUCAAAUAACUCACUGUUUUUCUUGUUCACUUCACUUCCAACUCCUACUUGCUCUUCUUCCUCUCACUUCCUCUCUUCUUCUUCUUCUUCUUCUUCUUCAAACCCAUCUCUCUCUCUCUCUCUCUCUCUCUCUCUCUCUCUCUUAAGUACACCCCAGUUCCCUAUAACUACACCUACCCAACAAAACCCAACUCUUCUUAUUCUCAAACACUUGAUUUUCAUUACGAGAGAAAAAAAAAAUGCUUCCUUUCCUGAGCUGGUCUGAUCAAAAUCACUACGCACACGACCCGUCGCUGGUCAACCUGAUGGACGGCGCAGAUUCCAUCCUGAGCCCAGCAGCCUCCAUGACCGAGACCUCCAGGUCAGCAGAAGCAUCCAAGAGCCACAAGGAAGCCGAGAGGAGACGCAGGCAGCGUAUCAACACCCACCUCUCCACCCUCCGCACUCUCCUCCCCAACACCACCCGGACGGACAAGGCGUCGUUGCUAGCGGAGGUGGUGCAGCACGUGCGGGAGCUGAGGAGGCAGGCUGGUGACCUUGCGCGACAGGACGGGGGCUCGUGCUGCGGCGGCACCACCGGUUCGGAGCCCUGGCCGUUUCCGGGCGAGUUGGACGAGGCCACGGUGAGCUAUUGCGACGGCGAGGCGAGGCUUCUGAAGGCGACGCUGUGUUGCCAGGAUAGGCCGGGUCUGAACCGGGACUUGAUCCAGGCGAUCCGGUCCGUUCAGGCCAGGGCGAUCCGGGCCGAGAUGAUGACUGUUGGGGGGCGGACCAAGAAUGUGGUUGUGAUGCAAUGGGCCGGCGGUGGCGGGGAGGAGGAGGUGUGGGCUUUGAAGCGGGCUUUGAAGGCUGUGGUGGAGAAUCGGGCCUCGGGUUCUGGGCCGGGUCGGUUGGUUUUGGGGAAUAAACGAGCUCGGGUUUAUGGGUCGGUUUAUGAGGAUGAGAAUGAAUAUUAAGGAAGUGUGAGGGCAAAAAGGGAAACUCAUAUUUUGGGUUGGUGUACAGAAACCUGGAUCCUGGAUUACAUGGAAUAAAAUCAGUAGGAUUUUUUUGUUUUUUGUUUUUUGUUUUUGGGUUUAUAUAUAUAUACUGAGAUCAGAUUUUUUAUUCUUC
Prunus dulcis (almond) is the source of this 1113-nucleotide messenger RNA. RefSeq names its product transcription factor bHLH30-like. Gene Ontology annotation, molecular function: DNA-binding transcription factor activity; protein dimerization activity. Bases 240 to 956 code for a protein of 238 amino acids. Gene Ontology annotation, biological process: regulation of DNA-templated transcription. NCBI's taxonomy places the organism in Eukaryota, Viridiplantae, Streptophyta, Magnoliopsida, Rosales, Rosaceae. The record is from RefSeq and is a predicted model, not a curated record. The transcript is spliced from 2 exons.